AUGGCCCAGUUCCUGGCGGAGUAUAGACCGAUGCCGGUCCCUGCCCUGGGGGCUCAACAGUGGCGGAAUGAAAAUUUUGAACGGCCGAUUGACAUGGAAGGCUCGGGGGACGACGACUCCUUUGAAGAUGAAGAACUAGAGGAAAUGGAGGACUUCUAUUCAGGAUCUGGAUCUGGAUAUUUCAAGCAGGAUCCCGGAUCCAAGUCGGUUGUGCGGCUCACCACGGAUUCACCCAUCGUUCUUGCUACCACCUCCGCUGUGAUGCCUGUCACAUCUGUGCAACCGGUUGCCACUCCUCUGGCACCACUCCCUACGGAGGAAGUUAUUUCUGAAUCCGCCACCAACGGUCUAUACAUUCCCAGGAUUUCAGAAGUGCCAGCAGUCACCAUCUGGAAAGCAGUAGGGGUUACUGCAACCCCUGCAGCCCGUGACGUCGCUACUACUGCAAUGACCACGACUGCUUCUCGCAUGGCUACGAUGGCCUCCGCCACAACGGUUACCUCUAGACCAACCACUGCCCUGAGAGACCUGCUGCCUGUGAUCACAAUUGUUGCCGUGACACAGUCGAUGAUGCUCGAAACCCCGACAACGGCUACUGUAGCCAGAACGGAAAUUCCAGCUUCUCCCCUGGGGACAACCACUGAGACAGAGGUCAGAGAUACGGCCCAGCUCAGCACUUCGCAGGAACCAGAUGUUACCACAGUGCCCCAGCCUCCCACAGCAACACCGACCGAUGCUGCUCAGGCGGAACCCAUGGAAACGACCCUUUCUACAGUCACAAUGAAUGAACUUGAAGUUCCCAUCAGUGGGGACUUUGAAAUCCACGAGGAGGAAGAGGUAGCUCAGACCGAGCUGGGCAACGAAGUGGUGCCUCUGGUCACCCCUGCAGCUGGGCCAGAGUUGAAAAAGAAAAUGGAACCAGGGCUGCUGGACAAUACAAUAGAGUCUGGGAAUUCAGCAGCACAACUGCCCCAGAAAAACAUAUUGGAAAGGAAAGAAGUGCUCAUAGCUGUGAUUGUGGGAGGAGUCGUUGGGGCCCUCUUUGCAACUUUCCUGGUGAUGCUGUUGAUCUACCGGAUGAAGAAGAAAGACGAAGGAAGCUACACGCUGGAAGAGCCCAAGCAGGCAAGUGUCACAUACCAAAAACCUGACAAGCAGGAGGAAUUUUAUGCAUAGACUGGAACCUCGAGUGCCUCGUCAUCUUUUUCGGUCUCAAUGCUGUCCCUUUUUUAAAACAACAACAACCCCAACAACACAAACCUAUCUCUGAUUCAACCUGUCUCUUUCUAAUCGAGUCUUAUCAAGUUUAACCUGAAAGAUUGAAGAAACCAACCAUUUUAAAAAGGCUUGCGCAUUUUUAGAAGACAACAAAGCUGACUUGCAUUGUAGUACAGGAGAUGCUGAAAGGAGUACCGAUGAAAGGGAGCCAAGAGGUAGACCUUUUUGGUUGUCUCCUGGAAGAUCUUCUGGAAUUAACAGGAAGUCCUGGACUCAUACCUAACUCAGGACUAGAGCACUGAUCUUUUUUUAAAAAAAAAUUAACUGGACACUUUUGGUUGUCAAUACUUUCUGAUACUCUUCGAGACGAGGGUUUAACUUCAUGUGCUAGAAGAUGCAAUAUUUGAUAGACCAGGCUGCUCACAAGCCAUCACCUCUUCCAACUGAGCAACUGUUGACUCUUGGGAAUGCUUCCUUGAAGAAAUAACCUGGUCUGCAGGGGCACUCCUUAAUGCUCGUGUCUUGCUUCCUUUCCCCCUUCAUCUCAUCACUGUUCAACAGCCAAAAGACCUCUGAUGCUACCUUUCUGUUGCAAACCCAGCCUAAGCUUGCCUUGGUUUCCAACUGAAGCUUGUGCCCAGGUUUAUUGGGAUUCACUGUGACGUUAAACCUUGAUUAGCACAGUUUACCGAGUCUAGGCAAGAGGCUGAAGAGCAUUUUUCUAAGAUAUUGAUCGUGAGGAGGAGAUGGCAAUACCGAUUUUUUUAAAAAGAAAGUCAAGCUAUCUUCUAAAAUCCUAUAGGAACUAGAUCAUAUUUCACAUAUCUUGAUGAAUGGUGUGGUCAUUUCUUCAAUGGUGGGGGACUGGUGGGAGGUUUAUUGGGGAAACCAAGAGUAGAAUGACGUGAGCCUAGUUCUUUGAUUCCAUGGGACUCUGUAAAUAGAGGGAUUUAAAAAAAUAUAUGAAAUAAGUAUAUAGAGAACUUGAGUGGGGGAGAAUUCUGGUUCUUCUGAAGCAGUAAGUUGUAGAGUAACAGCAAGCAUACAAGAGAAAUGUUUUGGUCAAGUUUGUUAAGCAACUUCAUAUUCCAUUAACAAUGUAGGAGAGGUGACUGUGCUGACCCCAAAGAAUUAUAAGGACGUUAUAAACCCCAGUCUGAACAAAGAACGAGAAUAAAAAAUGGUAAAUGAACCAGAUAAUUGGAAUGUUGGAUACCAUGCAAUAAAAUCAAGCAAUGGAAAGACCAGUGUUUUAACCUAUUAGAAGGUGAAGUCAGAAUAACAAAUCUGUAGUAAUUGUUUGAAAAAAAAGACAUAUGAAUGAUAAAUGUGCUGUAAUUAUGUCAGUGAUAGAAUGUUGUUACAAGAUGCUUGUUGCUCUUGGUAAUUGAUAAUUCCUGUUGCAUUAACUGAAUGUUGUACACAUGCACCUUGAGUAGAAUGCAAAGACCAGAAGCUGUGAUCAUAUUAUUUGUGGUUGUGAAGAAAGUAGAAAGGAUGUAGAGUUGUACAUUAACAUGCUCCUGACAAAUACAUAUGGAGAAAAGCUGGCAAUUAUGU
Pseudonaja textilis is the source of this 2778-nucleotide messenger RNA. The record is from RefSeq and is a predicted model, not a curated record. Lineage: Eukaryota; Metazoa; Chordata; Lepidosauria; Squamata; Elapidae.